This is a messenger RNA of Pecten maximus, 3493 nucleotides long. RefSeq names its product WD repeat-containing protein 61-like. Lineage: Eukaryota; Metazoa; Mollusca; Bivalvia; Pectinida; Pectinidae. The transcript is spliced from 11 exons. The coding region runs from base 85 to 1017 and encodes 310 amino acids. Gene Ontology annotation, cellular component: Cdc73/Paf1 complex. Gene Ontology annotation, molecular function: protein binding. The record is from RefSeq and is a predicted model, not a curated record.
AUUUAGCGUCAGUCGAGCGUUUGAAACUGGAGGCCGGGCACUUGUCAACGACAAAUCCUAUUCGACGUAGAUUCAUUGGCAAGCAUGGCGGCUUCUCAGUUGUAUUCCAUUAUUUUCAAGCAAGAACAAGCUCACGAAGACAGCAUAUGGAGUUGCUCGUGGCGACAGAAUGAGAGGGACAGAACAGAGAAUAUCGUCACAGGAGGAAUUGACGAUAUGGUUAAGAUAUGGAGAUGGUCGGAUGAGAAACUUGACCUGAAGCACGAGUUGGAAGGUCACCAGUUAGGAGUCGUCUCCGUAGAUAUGAACCAAUCUGGCACCCUGGCUGCGUCCAGCAGUCUGGACAGCCAUGUCCGAGUCUGGGAUGUGGAGACGGGCAAGUGUAUCAAGAGUAUGGACGCUGGGCCAGUUGAUGCUUGGACGCUUGCGUUCUCCCCAAACUCCCAGUUUCUGGCCUCAGGUAGUCACAGCGGUAAGAUUAACAUGUUUGGUGUGGACACUGGACGGAAGGAACAGUCUCUGGAUACCAGGGGGAAGUUCACACUCAGUCUCGCAUUUAGUCCAGAUGGCCGACAUAUUGCGUGUGGAGCCAUUGAUGGCAUCAUCAACGUGUUUGAUAUUGAGUCUGGCAAGCUGAUACACACAUUAGAAGGUCAUGCUAUGCCAAUCAGAUCGCUGUGUUUUUCCCCCGACUCUCAGCUCCUCGUAACAGGAUCAGACGACAACCAGAUCAAAAUUUAUGAUGUCCAACACGCCAACUUAGCAGGAACAUUAUCAGGCCAUGGUUCCUGGGUGUUAAGUGUGGAUUUCUGUCCAGACAAUACUCACUUCGUCUCCAGUUCCUCCGAUAAGACGGUGAAGAUCUGGAACGCUGGGUCCCGACAGUGUGUACACACAUUCUACGACCAUUCAGACCAGGUCUGGGGAGCCCGAUACAACCAUGAUGGAUCAAAGAUCGUGUCGGUGUCUGAUGACCGAGCUAUUCAUGUGUACGACUCGCCUCUCAUGUCGGGUUAAAUUAAAAACAUUCAUAAAAUUCUGUCCAUUACAUUUAUUUUCUGAAAUUUUCAUUUUAUAGGAAGCAACUUCAAUUAAUGUUACAUCAAACUUUGAAAAUGUUUUAGGUAAAAAUUAUAGGUAAAUUAAAUAAAAAAUGUAUGUUUUACUACAUGAAUGCCUCACAAAAAAUUCAUAUUUGACAAUUAAAUUUACAGUUUGAGAAUGGGAGUAUUAAAAGAGACAAUUUUUUAAUUUUUAUGAAAAAAUAACUGGGUCUAGUACAAUAUGUUCUUGGCUUUCAGAAUGUGGAGUAACGUUUUCUUAAUUAUUGAUAUUAAUUAGAAAAUAUCUACAACGACUUAUUGCCAAUCUAAUUAAAAUCUAGAUGGUUAUUAUCACUAUGUUACAUGAACAUCUAACAACAUCCCAUAAGGGGUCACGUCAGGGUGACCUUUUGGAUUAGCCAAUCAAAUGACAACUUCCAGAAUCUUCAAAGUGAAUUUUAUAUGUCCGAAUUAGCAUGACUAAAGUGCAUAGCUUGUAUAAUCUGUAAAUUUAUUUCAAGUCAUUUUGUCCCAUAAAGCAUAUAUCUAUAAACUGUGCCGAAAUGGUUUGCUUCAGAUGCAUGCUGUGACGAAUUGUUUUGCUUUGAUGAUAUCUACAAAAUACAAAUUCGCCCUGAAAGUGAAAUACACUUAUCUCAGAGGUCAUCAGAACGUGACCCAUUAUGGGAAGUUGUUAGAUGUUCAUGUAACGUAGUGAGAAUGACCAUCUAGAUUUUAAUUAGAUUGACUUAUUACUACACUGGGAUAACAUUAAAAAAAAAAAAUUUAUUAAAAAAAUCCUUUAACUUAUCCUGUAUUGUUUUUCUAUCCAGGCCAAUUUGAAUAAUUUAUCUGUUCCAGGAUACCAAUAAUAAAGUGACAAGUGUCUAUUUUAAAGAUUAUUUUUAUAGAAAGAUAGUUGUAUUUGUGGCUCAUUCAUUUUCAGAGUAGUACAACAACUGUUGUAUGUGUAUAUACCAGAUGUACAUUCACCUGCAAAAGUAAAAUGUAAACUAGUUAAACGAAAUUGUCUUGUGAAAAGACUGGUACCAGCAGUGCCCAUAAUGAUGUUAUAAUAUAGUCCAGGAGAGGGCAUCAAUAAUUGAUUGGUAUUUAUAGUUGUAAUAGAUGACAUGGGUUUACAGUUUUGCAAUAAGGUUUUCACUUACAAAGCACUGUCAUUUAUACUGAAUUUAAAUGUCAUGGCAAAGCAUUUCUGAACAGUGCUUAGUAUUAUCAAACAGAAUAAAGAUAGGUAGUUAAAUACAAUUAUAGAAGGGACUAGUAACAUUCAUUAGUUCUAUUACAUUGAUAAUGUAAUACAACUAAUGAAUGUUGCUAGUCUCUACUAAGAAUAAUAAAAAUGUUGUUUAAGGUGUUUAAUGAGACAAAACAUGCAGUAUAACAUGUAUUAAUUGGGCAUGUAUGUUUUUGUUUGCAAAAGUACAAAAUCAAAUUACAUUCAUGCACCAAUAUCAGAAAAAUAGGACAAGUACAGAGCAUAUACUCACAGUGUAUUUUUUGACAAAUGCUUGCUAGCCUGAUGUCAACUAAUGUACUUGUUGAUAGAUUUGAAGUAAACAAAUAUGCCUGAUUGAUGUACAUGUAAGCGAAGUGAGGUCAAAGGUCAAAUCUUUGUAUACGCAGAAGUGUGUUAACAUUACCGAGAACAUUUUGAAAUAUUUUUAUAUUUCUUAUAUAUAGAUUAUUACUGGUACUUAUAGCAACAGAUGUUCUAUCACAGUGAUAGUGCGGGAAAUAAUUAGUGAAAUACAUGUACUCACAAAACUGAUUAAAUUUUGUGAAAUUGGGAUGGGUGGGGGAUGCCGACAGAAGGAGGAGUGUCAUAAAUGUUUGGCCUAGGAUCUUUAUUAUAUCUCCUCCUCCAAUUAAGUGAGACAUAUGUUAGUGUUGAUUUUUUCUUGUUCUUGAAUUUUUAUGAAUAUGAGGUCCAGAUCUGUGGUCUGAAAUGAAUUGUUAGCCGUCAUAGUGAGUGCUUGUACAUAGAGAAAAUGUUGGAAGUAUGGGAGAAGGGCGUUUGUGGAGAGGGUGGGAGAAGUGAUUGUCAGAGGAUGGGAGAAGUGAUUGUCAGAGGAUGGGAGAAGUGAUUGUCGAGAGGAUGGGAGAAGUGAUUGUCAGAGGAUGGGAGAAGUGAUUGUCAGAGGAUGGGAGAAGUGAUUGUCAGAGGAUGGGAGAAGUGAUUGUCAGAGGAUGGGAGAAGUGAUUGUCAGAGGAUGGGAGAAGUGAUUGUCAGAGGAUGGGAGAAGUGAUUGUCAGAGGAUGGGAGAAGUGAUUGUCAGAGGAUGGGAGAAGUGAUUGUCAGAGGAUGGGAGAAGUGAUUGUCGAGAGGAUGGGAGAAGUGAUUGUCAGAGGAUGGGAGAAGUGAUUGUCGAGAGAAAUAACGAAUGAUGGCUACGUAUUAUUAUGUCAAUAAAUUUAACAAAUGUGAA